Molecule: messenger RNA, 1661 nt
Organism: Athalia rosae (coleseed sawfly)
Lineage: Eukaryota; Metazoa; Arthropoda; Insecta; Hymenoptera; Athaliidae
Product: lysosomal acid phosphatase
Exons: 8
Coding region: 212-1378 (388 amino acids)
Biological process (GO): dephosphorylation
Molecular function (GO): phosphatase activity
Source: RefSeq, a predicted model, not a curated record
CUAUGCUAGAACCGCAGUCUGGUCGUGAAGACGCCACGCCAUCAUGUCCGUUACCGUGGCGGUGAUAGGCGUGCGUUCGACCAGCGAUUAUUGAUGUUAGCGAUGCGCACAAGUGUCUCAGAUAAGUGUGAUUGACGAGUCGCAGAUCCUUCGUUGAUAUUGGAAUAAACGAAAAAUUGAAUUCGAACCCUGGAAUAAAUACACCGAAGAGAUGGAGAGCCGCGGAGGAUUUUUGAGGAACAGUUGCAGAUCGGGACGUCGAGGGAUCUGCGUAUCGGUUGCCAUUACCGCGGCAAUUAUAGGAUGCGUUUUAUUGGCUUACACCGCAUUCGCUAAUUCUGCAGCCGAAACAGUGAACAAUUUACAGCAAGUAGCGAUUAUUUUUCGACACGGCGAUAAAAAUCCCACGGAAACUUACCCAAAUGAUCCAUGGGCAGAUUAUGAUUGGCCGGAUGGUUGGGGUGCUUUGACUAAGAAAGGAAUGCUCCAGAUGUACACCUUGGGUGAAAGAUUACGCGCGAUGUAUGGACCGUUUUUAGGAAAUAAGUAUAAAAGUACAGAUCUUUUGGUGCGCAGCAGUUACGCAGACAGAUGUAUCAUGUCGGCCCAAGUACUUUUGGCAGCACUUUAUCAACCUACGGAAGAAGAUCUUUUCAUACCUGGUCUACCUUGGCGUCCGAUUCCCGUUCACAGUAUACCAAGAAACAUCGACAAGCUGAUCGUUUCCAAGGCACCAUGUCCAAAACUUGACAAAGAGCUCGCGCAGGCCUACCUGAAUUUUUCAAAAACUGUCGACGAUUCGUUUGUUUCUAUGUGCAAGGAAUUGACUACUUACACCGGACAUAAGAUUGAGACGAUAUUGGACGUCGAGCUUCUUUUUAAUACUUUGGAAAUUGAGUCCGAACAUGGCCUAGAGCUGCCUAAAUGGGCAUUGAAGUAUUACGACGAAAAAAUGAGAGGACUAGCAGCAAAAAGUUUGGCGUUAUUCACCAGCAAUUUGACGCAAAGACGUCUCAGAGGAGGAAACUUACUAAAAGAGAUUUUGGAAAAGAUGGUGAUGCGUCGCAACGGAACGGACACGCACAAAAUGUAUCUUUACUCCGCCCAUGAUACAACGCUGGUCAAUACUUUGAGGGCGAUGGGUUUUACCGAGGAAUUAUUAAAGCCAGAACACGGCGCAUCUCUCAUAUUUGAAUUGCACGUGGCCGAAGGUGGACAAAAUCACGAGAUCAAGAUACUGUAUUUGAACAACACGGAGAUAACUGAGCCCCACAGUAUGAAUGUACCCGGUUGUCCAGGACCAUGCAUGAUAGACACGUUGUUCAAAAUUUGGGAACCAGUACUGCCACGGAAUUGGGAACGCGAGUGUUCGGUUUAGAAGAUAAAAAAUGAAACAAGAAAUAACAAUAAGUGGAGAACCUCAUAUUCGAAUAGUAUAAAUCUCUAGGAUUACAAUUAGUUCUUAUUGUUAGUUUUACACGGUGAUUGACGAAGCAAUUCAAUAUCUAGACAUAGGGACAGAUUUAUAUACCAUAUUGUAUUAUGUGAAAAAUAUUUUUGAGAUACCUUUAUCUUUGAUAACAGUGAGAUCGUAUCAGGUCAAACUGUGGUAUGUAAAAACCUGAUGAUCAUGAUGUGACCAAUAAAUUAUUGUGAUAGAA